Colletotrichum scovillei is the source of this 1140-nucleotide messenger RNA. Its product is annotated as phosphoadenosine phosphosulfate reductase. Gene Ontology annotation, molecular function: FMN adenylyltransferase activity. The record is from RefSeq and is a predicted model, not a curated record. Lineage: Eukaryota; Fungi; Ascomycota; Sordariomycetes; Glomerellales; Glomerellaceae. Gene Ontology annotation, biological process: FAD biosynthetic process. The transcript is spliced from 6 exons. Bases 160 to 1011 code for a protein of 283 amino acids.
GCCGUCUCCGACAGGACACCGAAGUCGAUAACUUUCCGCCCUAUUCCACUCCUCCCGCCUGUACGCCUGUCCUUCUGCCACCUUGGCUCUUGACGACACUCUUCAUCUUCCUCGUAUUCCGUGAUCGCCGAUCUAAGCAGUCUCGAAGCUAUCCACACAAUGUCAAACGGGAACGGCGAGCCCGCUGCCGCGGCUGCCAACGGUUACCCCGCCAAACCCCACUCAUCCGAGUCGUCCCCGCGGAGUUUCCAGGAAGUGUGCCACGAGCUGAAGGACAAGGUCGACGCUUUCUUAGCGGAUGACCAGAAGACGGAUGUUCUGCGCAAUGUUCAAAAGCAGCUGCGCGCGUCAAUGGGGGUCGUUGACGAGGCGUUGGCAAGAUAUAGCCUGGAACAGAUUUCAAUCUCCUACAAUGGUGGAAAAGACUGCCUCGUACUACUAAUCAUACUCCUCGCCGCCCUGGCACGUCGAUACCCUUCUCCCUCGAAAGCCUCCCAAACGAACGGGUCGAACGGCACGACUUCCUUCCCUCCUGAAUUCCAGGCAGUGUACAUCGUAUCGAAGCAUCCAUUCGCCGAAGUUGACGAUUUUGUCGAAACCACCAGCGCCGAAUACCAUUUAGACGUAAAACGAUAUGCCAUGUCAAUGAAAGAUGGUCUCGAGGCAUACCUAGCAGACAGGCCGAGCGUAAAAGCCAUUUUCGUAGGGACGAGGAGGACAGACCCCCACGGCGAGAAGUUGACAGAUUUUGACCCCACGGACUCCGGUUGGCCUGCCUUUAUGCGGGUGCAUCCUGUAAUCGACUGGCAUUAUGCCGAAAUUUGGGCAUUCAUCCGACAUCUAGAAAUACCAUACUGUCCUCUAUAUGAUCAGGGCUACACGAGUUUAGGCGGAACGCAAGAUACCCAUCCCAACCCUCAGCUGAAGACUGAAGGACAGAACGGUGCGGGCUUCCGACCUGCGUACGAGCUUACGGAAGACGAUGAAGAGAGAUUAGGUCGCGAUAGAUGACGAAGAACCCAACGACUUGUUGAUAUUGAUUUGCCGGACCCAAGAGAGUUGGGUUGAAAUUCAGAGUAGCGCAGAAUCAUCAUGAAGGAGCCUUUUGUAUAGAGAGCGCAUAGACUUGCCGCAUCGCCA